AUGGCUAAGUUCAAUGUCCAGACUCUGCACAAGGCAGCUUCUUUUGAUCCAGUGAACUGGCAAGAUAAAGCAGUGAGUAGCAGCAAAGGAAAGGGAGUUAGAAAGGUAACAUUUGAAGAAGCAAUCUUAAAAAAUCCAUCUACUGAGACUUGCCUCCACAAUACGGUGACCUGCAAUAGCCAACCUGAAGUGGCUCAAAAGUUCAGUUCUAAGCCACUUUUGGACAGGUAUAAAGAUGACAAGAAGGUGAAGCGUAGAAUUAGGACCACAUUCACAGCAGAGCAGCUCAAGGAAUUGGAGAGAAUCUUCCAAGCUACACACUAUCCAGAUAUCAACAUCCGCAAUCAGCUGGCAGCCAAAAUUAAUCUUCCAGAAACUAGAAUUCAAAUUUGGUUCCAGAAUCAACGAGCAAAAUGGAGGAAACAUAAACGAUUUGGCAAUUUAGCAGGCCUGCAGCAUCAGACCAAAACUGAUUUUAUUUCAGCCCCAAAGCCAAAAGACCCUUCCACGAUGCCCAGCCUUUUUGGUAUUGCCCCUCUUUCAGGGUCCUAUUAUGCACUUAUCCAUGAACAUUCCAUGCACACCUAAUUAUCAGACCUUCUGUCUUGUCCAUGGACCCUUUGGCAUUUUCAAAAUCAUUAUUGACUGUCUUCCUCCUUAUAUCCUUCACCUUCUGCUCCUGAAGCAAGUCAGGAAGUGUGCUACUAUCAAUUUCACCUAACAGAGGAUGAAUUGUAAACAUCUUUGAAGCAAUGUCUGAUUCUUCUAAACAGAUGCCUUCACUGAACCAGUAUUAUGGUGUUAUGGGAUUCCAAAUAAUUCCCAUGGCUACAAAAUUUACAGGUUUAAUACAAUUUGGUUACUCUUUCUCAGCUUAUCUUCAUUGGAAGAAGUACCAACUGGUGCAAUUUAGAAAAUGGAUGAAAUAUAAGUAGAAUAUUAAAAGAACUGUAGACAAUAAUUUUCCUUUAAAUAUAGAGCUAAAAAGUUUAAUGUUGGCUUUGAACAAUGAGUGGAACCUGGUGUGGAUCAGUGGUCCCCAACCUUUUUACAUCCUGGGGUAAAUGACACCAAUCUUCCAUCAAAGUUCAACAAUUCAGUGUUAAUUAUACUUUGAUUGAAACAAUAUACAUUCUCAGAUAACAAACAACUAUAGUAUUGCAUCCUCUAUGGAAGAGCUGAGACUUUAAGUGACCAACAAUUGCAGAGUAGGAGUGAUUAGUUUUUAUUGGCCAGUAGCAUAUUCUAUUCUUCACUACAGGGAAAAUGUUGCAUUUUAAUUGAUCAGAUUGGCCACUCCAAACUAUUAAGCCAUUCAUUCUGCAUCUUUUGACAUUAGCUAAAUUUUUGACAAGGCAUAUAAAAUUUAAGACUAGGAUUAGCAACACCAAAUAUAGCUUUUAAUUAUUAUUUUUUACCUUUAAAGAAUAGGAUCGAGGUGUUUGCUUUAUUAUUUUCCAAGUCUGAAAUAAUGAAUUAUAGAUUAAUGCAUUAGAUGGCAAGUGUGGGAGACAGACAGAAUGCGAAACACAGAAUUAUAUUGGAUGAAAUAUUGGCUUGGUCUCUUAAGGGAUUUCUUUAAAUGAUUAAAACAUUUAUGAGGGAAAACACUUUAGUUUUUUUUUUUAAUGGUGAAGAAAAGAACACAGGAGCCACAAGUAGUGGGGAUAGAAGCCAUAAUGAAGAUAAUGUACUGGGAAAACUAUUUGAAUUUAUCUAGAACUCAGCAUUCAUACAUCAAACAUGCCUGUGUACUUUUAUAGAAUUUAGGAAGCUGCCUUAUACUAAAUCAGACCAAUGGUCUUUGACAUUCAGGACUGUACACAGAAGGAAUGAAGAACAUAUGGGCUUUUAAAUGAGUUCAACGAAUCCAGUUUUAUCUCUAACAGCAUAGCUGAUUUGCACAUCAUAUGCAUAUUAUUUAUUCAUUCGUUUAAUUUGUGUAGCCAUUUACCUUCUGCCUCCUCCAAAUAGGGCCACAACUGGUACACCAGCUGAAAUUACAUAAAUUCUCCAUUAACCAUGGUCUGCAUUACAAGUAAUUGUUAUGGUCUAGGAAUAUCCCAAGUCAUAGGUCUGCUUCUUCAUAUGGUGUGCUACUCCAUCCAGAAGUAUCAUCAGGAUACUUAUGAACUAGAUGGUUUCUGGAUAUACACCUGUACUCAACAGCUUCAUAUUGAUGUUAAACAGCUGGGGAGGAAAAAAAAGAACUCUAUGGUGCCUCAUAUUGGAGUGAUCUACCAAUAGAUUCCCCCAUUUCCUACUACAAAUAUCUGGAACUACAAACUUAGAUAGAAGUAUGUCCAUUAGAUCUAAGUAUAGAUCUAAUGUAAAACUGGACCUCUAGGAACUCCAAAUUCUCCCUUCACUGAAGCCUAAGGGUAUAAGAUAAAAUGUUAUAUCAAUGCUACAGUUAACAGAGCAAAAAGGUGCACUUUUUAUAUGCAAUUCUUGCUGCAUCGGACAAUGGUUAAACCAUCUGAUUUUUAUCCCAUUCACACUCUUAAAAGCUGAAUAAAAAUGAUACCGUAAUUCACUUCCUCUAUGGCACUUGCAACUGAAGACCCACCACUCUUUCUAAAAUACACUUAUGGGAAUUACUGGAUCAGACCCAAGGAAAAUCCCUUCAAGAAGAAAUAUAUCACUGUUUCUUGCAAGGCAGACAAUACUCCAUCCUAUUCCAGGUAUUGAUGAGAUCGCUGAUGCAGUCAGUUAUCCCUCCAUCUCUCAAAGAAGCCAGGAAAGGCAAAGCUCCAACUGAGAAGUGGCAAGCUUCCUGGUCCACAACCCUUCAUAUCAUAGAUAUCACCCUAGGAAGCCGCCUUCAUCUUCUGCCUUCACAUUGAGGUUGGUGCAAACCUAUGGUGGAUAGAUUUAGCUUAUUUUUUUUUUUUUAAAAAAAAAAAAAAACACUUUAAAACUCAA
Crotalus tigris (Tiger rattlesnake) is the source of this 2925-nucleotide messenger RNA. It is a transcript of the gene ISX, whose product is annotated as intestine specific homeobox. Gene Ontology annotation, biological process: regulation of transcription by RNA polymerase II. Gene Ontology annotation, molecular function: RNA polymerase II transcription regulatory region sequence-specific DNA binding; DNA-binding transcription factor activity, RNA polymerase II-specific. The record is from RefSeq and is a predicted model, not a curated record. The transcript is spliced from 6 exons. Lineage: Eukaryota; Metazoa; Chordata; Lepidosauria; Squamata; Viperidae. Bases 1 to 588 code for a protein of 195 amino acids.